UUGAACGUAGCACAGCGUUGACCAUCGGCGGAUUGCUGCUGGUGGUUCCUGGGUCGCAGAAAUGGCGAACGUGGUCCUGGAGUUCAAGGUUUCUGCCGGCGACUCGGAGCCCCAGAACCGGCCCGUCCUGAUUCUGGGCCAGCAGAACAACCUACAGCAGCUCUCCUGGAGCCAAAUCAAAGGGAAACUGCAGCCCGUCGUUAGCAAAGAGACCUGGCAGGCAGCUCUCAAUACCUUGAACCCAAACCCCACGGACAGCUGCCCCCUGUACCUGAACCAAGCCGUGGUGGCCGUUCUUCCUUCACGGAUCAGCAGGCACAACAGCCCGGCUUCUGUCCACUUCCUCUCCCGCCUGAUCCGUUCCUGCCUUCCUGGGGGGAGCAACCGCUGCAUUGUGGUGGUGUGUGAGCGUUCAGAUGUGUUCGCCUCUGCUUGUGCCGUUGCCAGGGCCUUCCCCCUCUUCACCCGGCGCUCGGCGUCCUCUCGCAGGACUGAGAAAAAGCACGUGACCGUGGAGUUUGUGGUCGUCGAUAGCGACGGCGGUCUUCUGGAUGACGCAGAACUCAAGUGUCUCUCCAACGCUGCUGAUGGCGUCCGGCUGGCAGCUCGCAUUGUGGACUCGCCCUGCAGUGAGAUGAACACAGACCACUUCCUAGAUGAAAUAAAGGCUGUAGGAAGUGAACUAGGAAUUACUCCAGUCAUCAUUCGUGGAGAGGAACUGAAACAAAGAGGAUUUGGAGGUAUUUACGGAGUUGGGAAGGCUGCAGAGCAUCCGCCUGCGUUAGCGGUGUUGAGCCACACUCCUGACGGGGCGACGCAAACCAUCGCAUGGGUCGGCAAAGGCAUCGUGUACGACACCGGUGGACUCAGCAUCAAGGGAAAGACUACAAUGCCAGGGAUGAAGAGAGACUGCGGUGGAGCUGCUGCCAUUUUGGGAGCUUUUAAGGCAACCAUCAAACAGGGCUUUAAGGAUAACCUCCACGCGGUUUUCUGCCUGGCGGAGAACUCGGUGGGACCCACCGCCACUCGACCCGAUGACAUCCACGCACUCUACUCUGGAAAGACGGUGGAGAUCAACAACACCGAUGCAGAGGGCAGACUGGUGCUGGCAGACGGAGUGGUGUACGCCUCUAAAGAUCUGUCUGCUGACAUCAUCCUGGACAUGGCCACUCUGACGGGAGCUCAGGGAAUCUCCACAGGGAAGUACCACGCCGCCGUCAUGACCAACAGCGAGCAGUGGGAGGUCGCGUGCGUGCGUGCAGGUCGCAGCAGCGGCGAUCUCGCCCACCCUCUGGUUUACUGCCCUGAGCUGCACUUCAGCGAGUUCACCUCGGCCGUGGCCGACAUGAAAAACUCUGUGGCUGACCGUGAGAACGCCCAGAGCUCCUGUGCCGGCCUCUUUAUCGGUUCCCACUUGGGCUUCGAUUGGCCCGGUGUCUGGGUCCAUGUUGACAUCGCUUCUCCAGUUCACGCAGGCGAGCGUGCCACUGGGUUCGGCGUUGCUCUGCUCAUGGCGCUGUUUGGCCAAGCGUCCGACGACUCCAUGCUGAACCAGGUGUCUCCUCUGGGAGCGCCAGCCAACAAGCCUGAAGACCAGAUGGAGCGCGACUGCAAGAGACGAAGGCUGGUGUAGAGCCAGCGGUUCACUCCUCGACCUCUGAGUCGACCCCUUUCGCCCCGACUGCUGAAGCUCCUCCGGUUUGUUGAAAACAUUUUAAAGUGAUGUUUGAUUAAAUUUAAUGUGACUCAAAGCUGCCGAUCAGUAAAAUCAGAUGUGGCAUAAAUGGCUAUGAUCGAACACUGGCCUUCUUCACUUUGUCCUGGUUACUGAUUGGCUCCAUUGCUUUUUUCCUUUUGUUUGGGAUUAGUAUGUGAAAGAUUAAAUAUUACAUUAGAAAUAAGAAGCAACUGUUAUUUUUGUCUUAUUAAUCUGUUUAUUCAGGUGUAUUGUGAUUUUUUUUUUUGACAGAUUUUAACACAUACCUCGCAGAUUUUCUUAAAAAUAACCACCUUUAUCAGCAGGAAUCUUUGUAACGGUAUUCUUUUAUGCAAACCAAGAAGUAUGCCAUUAUGUCUUACACAUUGUUUUCUAGUGGAUCAAAUAAAUCUGGCAGGAGCCACUGCACUCUGUACUGUUGACUCUACAUGAAUAUUACGUUCUCACUGCAGGUUUUAACAGUUUGAAAACUCGUUUAGGAAAGAACAUGUAAACAUGUUGUAUUAGUAGCAGAGUCCUGCACAAUGGUGUCUUUCCACAUUUUUGACAAUCAUGAUGUCCCUCAUUAAAGGCAGUGCCAUCUGAAAAAAUAAAUAACUAGUAUGUGAACUUUAAUAUGUUUUUGUAUUUGUUCCAGGUUGUUUUUGUUCUAAACUCAAUAAUAAAUUUGUGUCAAAGUUUA
Messenger RNA from Xiphophorus couchianus (Monterrey platyfish), 2399 nucleotides. It is a transcript of the gene npepl1, whose product is annotated as aminopeptidase like 1. Gene Ontology annotation, molecular function: metalloaminopeptidase activity; manganese ion binding. The transcript is spliced from 12 exons. Gene Ontology annotation, cellular component: cytoplasm. The record is from RefSeq and is a predicted model, not a curated record. Gene Ontology annotation, biological process: proteolysis. Bases 62 to 1633 code for a protein of 523 amino acids. NCBI's taxonomy places the organism in Eukaryota, Metazoa, Chordata, Actinopteri, Cyprinodontiformes, Poeciliidae.